AUGGCCAUCAAUCAAGAGAUGUUUUCUUCGGGCUCGGGUCCGGAUGAGAAGAAGAUAGGGUCGAAUCAAGAGGAUAUCUUGUCCAACCACUCAACCGCGCAUGAAGGCAUUGCUGAGGUCUUCAGAGAAGGCCAGGAUGUUAACUUUCGUACGGUCGGUUGGAUAUGGGCCUCGAUCAUCUUCCUCAAGAUUAUGUUUGCAACUGGAGUUCUAUCCAUUCCAGUAGCACUAGCUGCUCUCGGUGCAUUCCCUGGCGCUGUCAAUGUUGUCGGCUGGUGUGCUGUCAACACUUAUGCUGCUGUCCUGAUGGGAGACUUCCGUAACCGCCAUUCAGGCUGCCACUCCGUCGCCGACAUGGCCCAAGUCGUGGGCGGAAAGGUGCUACGUGAGGUUGUCGGAGGACUCUUCAUCAUCACCUGGGUCAUCGUCGCAGGAUCCGGUAUGGUUGGUGCAGCGACAGCUCUGAAUGCUGUUUCAACACAUGCCCUUUGCACCAACUGGUUCCUUCUCAUUGUCACGCUCGUCAUCAUAGGAUUGGCCAGUAUCCGCACUUUUGAGAAUCUUGGGUGGUUGACUUGGAUUGGUUUCGCAGCUACAUUCGUAGCUGUCUUUAUCGUCGUUGUCGGCGUCACCAAGUUGGAUCGUCCAGUAGCAGCGCCUCAGGAAGGGCCUUACGAACUCGGAUACGUCGUCAUCGCAUCACCGACCUUUAUCCAAGGAAUCAACGCAGUGACGGCCAUCUUUGUCUCCAGCGCCGGCUCUACUGCUUUCCUCCCCGUCAUCUCCGAGAUGAGAGACCCGAAACAAUACAAGAAGUCUCUUUAUGUGUGCAUGACUAUCGUCACCGCCUCGUAUCUGACAUUCUCCAUGGUUGUAUACCGCUGGUGCGGCACUUGGGUUGCAUCCCCUUCCCUCAGCUCAGCAGGUCCACUACUGAAGAAGAUCUCAUACGGGAUUGCAUUCAUCGGUUUGUUGGUGACUGGUGCACUGUAUGUGCAUAUCGCAGCCAAGUAUCUGUUUGUGCGCAUCCUGCGAGACUCUUCCCACCUCCAGAGCAAUACCUGGGUUCACUGGUCCAUCUGGUUCGGCUGCACUGUCGGGCUCGGCGCGACUGCAUUCGCCAUCGCUGGAGGAGUGCCUAUCUUCAAUUUCCUGCUCAGUUUGGCUGCUUCUCUCGGGUUCGCUCCUCUAACAAUCGUUCUCCCCUCGUAUUUGUACAUAUACGACUAUGCUGGCUACCGUCGGGGAACUGCUUUCCAGCAAGUUAAGUACUGGUUUCACUGGCUUCUUUUUCUUCUUGGCUGUUUUGUAUCCGUCGGGGGGCUUUAUGCCGUUAUCUCUGCUAUUCGCGAAGCAUAUGCUAUGAAGACCAUUGGUUCAGCAUUUAGCUGUGCUGACAACAGCGGAUCUGUAUAA
Messenger RNA from Fusarium coffeatum, 1416 nucleotides. RefSeq lists its product as uncharacterized. The record is from RefSeq and is a predicted model, not a curated record. Gene Ontology annotation, molecular function: amino acid transmembrane transporter activity. Gene Ontology annotation, cellular component: vacuolar membrane. NCBI's taxonomy places the organism in Eukaryota, Fungi, Ascomycota, Sordariomycetes, Hypocreales, Nectriaceae. Bases 1 to 1416 code for a protein of 471 amino acids. The transcript has 3 exons. Gene Ontology annotation, biological process: amino acid transmembrane transport.